Electrophorus electricus (electric eel) is the source of this 1065-nucleotide messenger RNA. RefSeq names its product collectrin, amino acid transport regulator (gene cltrn). Gene Ontology annotation, cellular component: plasma membrane; extracellular exosome. Gene Ontology annotation, biological process: positive regulation of amino acid transport. The record is from RefSeq and is a predicted model, not a curated record. NCBI's taxonomy places the organism in Eukaryota, Metazoa, Chordata, Actinopteri, Gymnotiformes, Gymnotidae.
CACUCAUUUCCCUCCGAGCUCAGUAACGUGUGUGUGACAAAGCAGCCCUGAGAGAGACGGAAAAGAGGGGAGGCAAAAAGCAGAGCAGCACGGCAGAAGACAUGUGGGUGUGGAUCGUGUGUCUGCUCACCGCGGCUCCGGCCCUGGCUGAACCCCUGUGCAGUAAAGAGGUCUGUGAUAACUAUGGUUAUAAAGUCAGGAUCAGUAUUAAAACUGCACUCGGAGACAAAGCUUAUGAGUGGAAUGAGAGUGAGAUGUUUCUUUUCAGAGCCACAGUGGCGUUUGCCAUGAGGAGAUACACCAGUGAUGAGACCUAUAACGUCUCAGACAUAGUGGUGUGUAACAAGACAGCAAGGGUGUCUUUUUGGUUCCUGGUGACGUCACCGGCCAACACUGCCCAGCUGGUGCCCCGGGGACAGGUGGAGGCAGCAGUCAGGCUGUCGAGAAAUCGCAUAAACAGCGCCUUCCUCCUCACGGACCAGACGCUGCAGUUUGUGGGGAUCCUGCCAACGCUGGCUCCGCCCAUCAGCUAUGACACGCCCCCCUGGCUCAUCGUCUUCGGGGUGGUGAUGGGUGUGGUGUGUGCUGGCAUUAUUACACUGCUGCUCUCUACCCUGCUCAAGAGAACACGAUCUAAGAAAAAUCUCCUGGAGACUGAGGAAGAGGAGGACAGGAGAGGGAGCAUCACCGCGAAUGGAAGACUGUGCGAGAGUCUGAGAGAGAAAGACCCCGGCCGAGGACACCCCGACGACGUCCACCUGUCAAAGCUCUGAACUCAUUUAGCUGUAACGCGGCGGAAAGCGCGCGGUCCUCCGACACUGCGCGAGCGCGUCACGCGCGGGAGAUUGAAGCUGGUGCGCGGCACGCGUUCACGUGGUCCGGGAGCAGGAUGAGUCAUCACUCGACCGUCUAACGGAAGAAACCGGACCGUCCUUAUUAAACUCCAAACGUUAUUGAGUUAUGCAAGCUGUUUAAACCCAAUCACCUCCUUAAACCUGUAGUUUCUCGUAUGGAUGCAUGAUUAUCUCCUUAUGAAAUGAAUGAAUAAAAAGCACUCACUGGUGA